UCUUUUAUAUUUCCAAAAUAUGUUCUCUUCUUACUAAUUAUUCUUUCUUUUUUUAUUAAACAGGCUACCAAGCAGUUUCUUGAGGAGAUCAACAAGUGGACAGUUCAGUACAAUGUUUCUCCACUCUCUUGGAACGUGGCUGUCAAGUUCCUCAUGGCCAGAAAGUUCGAUGUGCUUCGUGCUGUAGAGUUGUUUCACUCCUACAGAGAAACAAGAAGGAAGGAAGGCAUUGUGAAGCUGAAACCUCAUGAGGAACCUCUCCGUUCUGAGAUUCUCAGUGGAAAAUUUACCAUCUUGAAUGUUCGAGAUCCAACUGGAGCCUCCAUUGCCCUUUUCACUGCCAGGUUACAUCAUCCUCACAAGUCCGUCCAACAUGUGGUACUUCAGGCCUUGUUUUACUUGCUAGACAGAGCUGUGGACAGCUUUGAAACUCAAAGGAAUGGAUUGGUGUUUAUCUAUGACAUGUGUGGUUCCAAUUAUGCCAACUUCGAGCUAGAUCUUGGCAAGAAAGUCCUAAACCUGCUGAAGGGAGCUUUUCCGGCUCGUUUAAAGAAGGUGCUGAUUGUAGGAGCACCCAUAUGGUUCCGAGUGCCGUAUUCUAUCAUCAGCCUGCUCCUGAAGGACAAAGUCCGGGAGAGGAUUCAGAUAUUAAAGACGUCUGAAGUUACCCAGCACCUGCCCAGGGAGUGCCUUCCAGAAAAUCUGGGUGGGUUCGUCAAAAUUGACCUCGCCACUUGGAAUUUCCAAUUCCUGCCCCAAGUGAAUGGCCACCCAGAUCCCUUCGAUGAGAUCAUCCUGUUUUCCCUACCUCCUGCCUUAGACUGGGACUCAGUACAUGUUCCAGGUCCCCAUGCCAUGACCAUCCAAGAGUUGGUAGACUAUGUUAAUACCAGGCAAAAGCGGGGCAUAUACGAGGAAUAUGAAGACAUCCGUCGUGAGAACCCUGUUGGCACUUUCCACUGUUCCAUGUCUCCCGGAAACCUAGAGAAAAACCGAUAUGGAGAUGUACCCUGCCUGGACCAAACAAGAGUGAAACUGACAAAACGAAGUGGCCACACUCAGACAGAUUACAUCAAUGCCAGUUUCAUGGAUGGCUACAAGCAGAAGAAUGCUUAUAUUGGUACACAAGGCCCUUUGGAGAAUACCUAUCGUGACUUCUGGCUCAUGGUUUGGGAACAAAGAGUUUUGGUGAUUGUAAUGACCACCCGCUUCGAGGAAGGCGGCAGGAGAAAAUGUGGCCAGUACUGGCCUUUAGAAAAAGACUCUCGGAUCCGAUUUGGGUUCCUCACGGUGACUAAUCUAGGAGUGGAGAACAUGAACCAUUAUAAGAAAACGACUCUAGAAAUUCACAACACAGAGGAGCGGCAGAAACGCCAGGUGACCCACUUCCAGUUCCUGAGCUGGCCAGAUUAUGGUGUCCCUUCCUCAGCAGCUUCCCUCAUUGACUUUCUGAGAGUGGUCAGAAACCAGCAGAGCCUGGCUGUCGGCAGCCUGGGAGCACGGUCCAAAGGGCAGUGCCCCGAGCCACCCAUUGUGGUACAUUGCAGUGCAGGCAUCGGCAGGACAGGUACCUUCUGCUCACUGGACAUCUGCCUGGCACAGCUGGAGGAGCUUGGCACCCUUAAUGUGUUCCAGACAGUGUCGCGCAUGAGGACACAGAGGGCCUUCAGUAUCCAGACCCCUGAGCAGUACUACUUUUGCUACAAGGCCAUUCUGGAAUUUGCAGAGAAGGAAGGAAUGGUUCCCUCUGGUCACAGCCUGUUGGCCAUGGAGGGUCAGUAGCUGUUCCACGAGUUUCCACCUGCUGGCCAGCCUUCCUUAAACUACCCUGGACACCGCUGAGCCUAUAGGUUGCCAUCAGCUAUGCUGAAGCCAUGGAUCAACCUCUUUCUUGUGUCUCCCAGCGCACAUGUGCACGCAAGGCAGCCUUUCCCUUUGGCUAGAUAAAUGUGGUGAAAUUGCCACUAGAAAGGGCCAGCAGCAAUGUGUUCUUAAUUCCUAGCACCUGCUAUUGAACUGUGCCUUACUAAAACCAAAUUGUGGCUAUUGAUUUUUGCCAGGGUCCCUGAGGUAAGUGGGGAAGGAACCCCCAUCUCCCAAUGCCAUUCUUUUAGAAGUCUCCUCCUUCCCUUUGCUAGGAUUUGACAGGGAGGUUUGGUGAGCAUUCACCUUCCUGCCCAGAGAGCUUGACCAAGUUACAUAUUCUAGAGAAUAUCCUGAGUGCCAAGCACGUUUAUACAUAGGGCGUGUAUUCCAGUCUUUUCUGUCAUUCUGUGUGUGUGCGCGUGUACGUAUGUGCACUUACGUGUAUGGAUCCAUAUGUAUGUGUGUAUAUAAUAUAUACUGUAUGUGAUAAUAUGGUUGUAUUCUAUAAAUACAUAUACACACAGAUACUCUUUGUAGAUGUUCCUGGGGCUUCAACUCGCAGUUGAGCAUUCUUUUCUUCUUGGACCUUGCUGAUUAGUCUGAACUAGCUGGAAUUGAGGAUCAUGCUCAUGUUGUCAGACAGCAGAGUGAUAGAAGACAACACAUACUUUUUUCCCAGGCCACAGGCUUCUCUUCUUAACGACAUUUUUCCCUCUGGACUCAAUGCUUGUUGGAGCCAAAAAUACUGACUAUGGUAACACUGGUUCAAUUUAGCAUGGGUUGUCCUUCAUCUAACAAAUUUUCUGUUUACUUUGCUGAUUUGGGGAACAGACCUCCACUGUGAUUCCAGACUCUGUCUUACCACAGCAAUGGGGUCCAAGGCUAGAGAUGAAUUUACAGAGCUGCCAGAACCAAAAGUAAUCGGUACGAAAUCUUAAAAAAAAGGAGAAUCCUGGAGUGACUGAGAGGAACCUACUAUGAAACUCCCUUCCUGGGAGGACAAACUGGGGCCCCUUUUUCUUUUCAUUGAAAGAUUCUUUCUUUGUGCAUUCUUUCUUGUCGACUGAGAUGCCCAGUUCUCCUUGCCUGCUAGCCUGACAAAUCCUAGACCUCAAACUAGAUGUGUUCUAUGUCCUUAUAAAGUAUAAUCCCCUUGGCUGGAUGAGGUAGUUCCUUGCAAUCACUGGUCCCCUAUCCAUCCAACUUGUUCCUGUCUUUUCCCAGUCUGAUUCGCCAGGAAUAGACUCAAGAGUUCCCAACACUCAGUGUUCCCACAAAACUCCACUGAACUCCCCUAAAUCUUCCCCUACUCCAGAUGAUGAGGUUGGCAGCUGGUCAGACCCAAUAAUUUUAUACUGUAAUAAGAUCUUUGAAUGUGUAUAUUCUUAUUUUUUACAAUCAUUUCAUUUUGUAUUUAACAUCAAUGGACUGAGUCAGAUUCAGUAAAUAAUUGUAAUGUUCAUAUUCAAUAUCUUAUAGUGGUACAGUUUUGUAUUUACAUAUAAAUAUACCAACAUGAUUAAACCCUUUUAGCUUCAUCAAUUUAGCACUCUGGGGUUGGGAAGGUGAGGAGGGAGUCCAUGAACUGGUUCUGGACAGAUGGGGUGGCAGGGAGGGAUCCAAAGCUUCAACAUCUGAGACCCAGUUCUGAGAAGCACCUGCCAUGUCUGUGGCUAUGGCCUUACCUUUUCGACAAAGGUACCAGUACCAACUGAAUGCUUGUUGUAUGACAAUCUUAGUGCUAAUUGCUUUGUCUUGUAUGUUAUUUCACUGAAACUUCAUAAUUCUAGUGAAUAUCCUGUCCCUUAUAUACAUCCUUCUCCCGUUUCUUCAGCAUUGGGAUUACGGACAUGUGCUAAUUCAUCAGUCUUUCACUGAGUUAUAAAUGAGAAAUAUAUAUGUAUAAUUAUAUAAUAAUAUAAUGCAUAAAUGAGAACAGUGGGGGUCCAGAAGAAUACCGUGAUUUGCUUUAAAACUAACCCAAACGGAUGAAGUCUCUUGAUACAUCAGAAACGGAAUGGUGCUUGUCUUUAGGGUUUGUUGUUCCUCUUUUAGAGUAUCAUUGGUUUUAAAACUCUAGGAAAGUUUGUGGUUUUGUUUUGUUUGUUCAUUUGAGACAGGAACUUACCAAGUUCAAGGACAGCAAUUCUUCUACCUCAGUCUCCCGAGGGCUGGCCUAAUAAGGCACACACUGCCUCACUAAGCUUAGGGAAAUUGACCUUGAGCUCAAUUCCUUGUAGUGGACUUGAAAGAUAAUAGAAUUGAUGACAUCUUCCAGAUGGUCUAUCCUGAAAUCUGCGCUGUACCAAAGGGGUCAUGCUUCCACAGAAGCACCACAAACACUGUCCUGCUAGCCCUUCUCUCAGAGUGGAGUGAGAAACAUUGGCCUUGUAGGGACACUCUUCAUAUCGCAUGCUUUCUAUCUGUUAGCCAGUGACAGCCUUCCCCCUUGGAACAGCUGUGGCCUGCAAUAUGCAAAUAUUAGGGUGUUGUAAAUAGCAGGAAUAACAAACAACAUUUAAUGGAAACCCAAGAUAUUUUAGGUCCUGUUCAGAGUACUCUGUAGAUACUAACACACUCACCCUCAACAACUACUUGAAGAUAGGUGCUGAUAGAAGAAAACAAUUGAAAUACCAGAAAGUUAAUUUGCUAUGCUGUAGCUUAGAGAGCCUAUCUUUACAUUAGAAGUUUCUAAGGAUCUGUUUCUUGAUAUACCGGCACAUUUUUCUUGAUGUUUUUUCCUUAACCAAAGAUUAAACUGUUGGAUGUUGUGGAAUGCAACUGUGAUCUCAGUAUUGGAGAGGCAGAGGCAAUAUGAUCAAGAAUUCAAGGCCAAUUUUGAAUUCAAAAUUGGAGCCCAGCCUGCACUACAUGAGACACUCGUUUGAAGAAAAAAACAAAAUGGUAGCAGACUAAGACAGAAUCUGUGAAAUUUGAAAUCAGAGAGAUUACAGAAAUACUUAGAAUUGGUGAAAUAUACAGGAAACAAGUCUUAACAAUAACAAGUUUGGAAUAGGUAAUUUAGAACUGUUAUUUGUUCAAACUUGCUGUAACUUUGCCCUGUAAAUUGCUCAAUUCAAAGUUGUGCACUAGUUCCUAGAUGCAAAUUCCUUGCCCCCCCAGUUGGUGGUUGAGUGAAUACACAAUGACCUAGGCUUUUGAAUUGUUAUUUAACUCAUGUCUCAGAUUUCCAUCACAACCAAUGAUAUCUUUUGAGUAUUCAGUAAAACCCCUGUGAGAAAAAGAGUUCAGUAGUUUCCCCAAACUGCUAUUAUGCACAGUGCUAUCUUUAUUAAUAUUGAAAUUUUUAAUAAAUUUUUGGUGGUUUUUAAAUUUA
Myodes glareolus (Bank vole) is the source of this 5203-nucleotide messenger RNA. The record is from RefSeq and is a predicted model, not a curated record. NCBI's taxonomy places the organism in Eukaryota, Metazoa, Chordata, Mammalia, Rodentia, Cricetidae.